AUGUUGUUAAGAAAUACCAGUAGAUUUGCUUUGCGCAGUAAUAAGUUGUAUGCUUCGAAGGUACCUAGGUUCUUUUCUCAGACCGCAUUGAGGUUCAAUGAAUCCAAGCCAACAUUGGAUGACAAAUCUUCGAGUAAUGACGUUCCUAAGAAAAGAGAACUCUCUAGAAUUGCUAUUGGAUCGCAAUCCUCCUCAAAGAAAUAUGCUAAAUCAACGUCAAUCGAAUUUGCUGCAUGGAAGGCAGUAGUCCUCUUCAUCGGUGUUGGUGGUGUCAUGACGUAUUUCUUCAACCAGGAAAAGGAAAGAUUGCGUCUUCAAAAGGAAGUUGAGCUGAAAAGAUCGUACGGGAAACCCUUGAUUGGUGGACCAUUUGACUUAAUAGACACUGAAGGAAAGCAAUUUACUCAUAAGAACUUGCUUAGUGAUGAUAGACGGUUCUCCAUCAUUUACUUUGGGUUCACUCACUGUCCUGAUAUCUGUCCUGAUGAGUUGGAUAAGCUUGGAGAAAUGCUUGAAGAAUUGAAAAGUAAGGACAACAUCACUUUACAGCCAAUAUUUAUCACUUGUGAUCCUGCUAGAGAUACCCCCGAGGUCAUUAAGGAGUACUUAACGGACUUCCAUUCGUCCAUUAUAGGAUUGACUGGCUCUUACGAAAAUGUGAAGAAGGCAUGUAAGCAGUAUCGUGUUUAUUUCUCUACUCCGCCGGAUGUUAAACCGGGGCAAGAUUACUUGGUCGAUCAUUCUAUUUUCUUCUACCUUAUGGAUUCAGAGGGAAACUUUGUCGAUGUCAUUGGAAAGGAGGUUGAUGCCACCCAAGGUGCUGAAAAGAUUAGGAAGCAUGUCGAUGCGUUCUUACCUGAAGCUGAGAGAGAAAAGAGAAAAUCCGGAUGGUUGAGCUUCCUCUACAAGUAA
Messenger RNA from Dujonia railenensis, 912 nucleotides. The record is from the annotation of a GenBank genome assembly. Lineage: Eukaryota; Fungi; Ascomycota; Pichiomycetes; Serinales; Debaryomycetaceae.